Messenger RNA from Oxyura jamaicensis (ruddy duck), 2134 nucleotides. RefSeq names its product pinopsin-like. Gene Ontology annotation, cellular component: membrane; photoreceptor outer segment. The transcript is spliced from 4 exons. Gene Ontology annotation, molecular function: G protein-coupled receptor activity. Gene Ontology annotation, biological process: G protein-coupled receptor signaling pathway; visual perception. NCBI's taxonomy places the organism in Eukaryota, Metazoa, Chordata, Aves, Anseriformes, Anatidae. The record is from RefSeq and is a predicted model, not a curated record. The coding region runs from base 234 to 1355 and encodes 373 amino acids.
UGCCCUGAAGUCCCAAGCAGAACUGACCACUGAAAGGAAGAGUAGGAAAAUAUUCCUGUACUACAAUACAAUAUUUCAUGCCUGAGUAAACAUCCAAGAGAUAUCUCAACUGAGUAAAGCUUGCAAGAAAUGAUUUGACCUGUAAUGGAUGAACACUUCUGUGAAACUGCCAGAGGACUUCAUUACGGGGCACUUGGUGUCUCUGCUCUCUCCUACCUGUGGCAAAGUCCGAAAUGAACCACACUUGGACAUACAACUUAAGCUUUGGUGCUCCUACAGAACUUGAAGAGCCAAGGGCUGGACUCUCACGAAAUGGGCACACAAUAGUGGCUGUUUUUCUUGGAUUUAUCUUGUUUUUUGGUUUCUUGAAUAACUUGAUUGUCCUCAUCCUCUUCUGCAAGUUUAAAACCCUCCGUAACCCAGUCAACAUGCUCCUCCUGAAUAUCAGUAUCAGUGACAUGUUAGUGUGCAUCUCAGGCACUACCCUCAGUUUUGCAUCUAACAUCCAUGGCAAAUGGAUUGGAGGCGAGCAUGGUUGCAGGUGGUAUGGAUUUGUCAAUUCCUGCUUUGGCAUUGUGUCCCUGAUCUCUCUGGCUGUCCUGUCCUAUGAACGCUAUAGCACCCUUACCCUAUGUAACAAGCGUAGUGCUGACUACCGGAAGGCACUGCUGGCGGUUGGAGGUUCAUGGAUUUAUUCAUUGGUCUGGACCGUGCCACCUCUGAUUGGAUGGAGCAGUUACGGGAUAGAAGGUGCAGGUACCAGCUGUUCGGUGCGCUGGUCCUCUGAGACAGCUGAGUCCACAUCCUAUAUCAUCUGUCUCUUCAUAUUCUGCUUGGUCAUCCCUGUAAUGGUCAUGAUGUACUGCUAUGGUCGCCUCCUUUAUGCUGUCAAACAGGUUGGAAAAAUCCACAAGAACACUGCCCGCAAAAGAGAAUACCAUGUACUGUUCAUGGUGAUCACUACUGUUAUCUGUUAUCUCGUGUGCUGGAUUCCCUAUGGAGUUAUAGCACUACUUGCAACAUUUGGUAAGCCAGGUGUGGUGACUCCAGUUGCAAGCAUCAUACCUUCCAUCUUAGCAAAAAGCAGCACUGUUUGCAAUCCCAUUAUCUACAUACUUAUGAACAAGCAGUUUUACAAAUGCUUUCGUCUACUUUUCCACUGUCAACAUCCUUCCUCCACUGAUAGAGAGCCCACCUGCCACUCUAAGGUAACUGUUAUCCAGCUGAAUCAGAGAACAGAUGGUGGAAAGGUGUGCAAUAAUGAACCACGUCCAAAAAGAGACAACAAAAUGACUUCUCUCCUGCAUCCAGAACCAAGCCUGGAGCCAGUUUCAAAAGUUUCACCAAAGUCAUAGAAAAAUCAUCUCUGAUGGAAAGUAAACGCCUUAACCAGAGUAUGCUUCACUAUCCUGCAACACUAACCCAACUAAUCUUAAAAUUACUAAAGAAAACUGUCAUUUGUGGGAUAAGAAAAACAUCAAGAACAAAAACUGGGACUCUGUUAUAAUUUCCAUAAUAACAAUGCAGAUGGCCAUAUCACUGCAGGAACAGUUCAAAAUAAUGACAAAAUUUUAAGCAAUUUGAUGUUCCUGUAAAUUAGUUAAUGAAGCACUUAGAAGUGGUAAAGUUUUAGUUCUCAGUGAUCUAUGUAUCAAUGUUCUCCUGAAACAAUCUAAAAAGACAUGCUGGCCUACCUAGGUUAGCUCUUUGCCUUUUCUGUGUCAUUCCAUGCAGUCCAUUCCAUGGGAUUUCAGAUUUGGUUACUCAGAUAACCAAAACUUCCAACAGUCCAUUCAAAAUUUUUGCUUAUACUGGAUAACGAUGUUUUGAGGGACAAAACAGUGACUCAAAGGGCUAGUUCCUGAGGGGUAACAGCUAAUUUACAGCACAUUUUUGUGUUUAAGGCUAGAGUCAACAAACUAGAAAAUUAGCUAAGACAAUGAGCAGAGGCUACCAUAUACAGAGGUGUCUCUGUGAUACAGAGGUUUAUCUGGUGGAAACGCAAGCAGUCCUGAGUGUUCCAGAGCUGGUGCACAAGUCAAAUGCAGAAAACCUACUCUGAGGAAGAACAGUGGUCACUGCCAGACUUUUUAACCUUUAGCACCUCUAACACCACAGCCAAAGAGAUCAAUGG